CGGCGGCGCCUCCCUGCAUCCAAGCCUCUCCCAACCGCCUCGUCGCACUCCUCAGGCUGAGGGCACCGCUGCACUCGCGGCCGGCAAUGCGGGACCCCGGCGCGGCCGCUCCGCGCUCGUCCCUGGGCCUCUGUGCCCUGGUGCUGGCGCUGCUGGGCGCGCUGUUCGCGGGCGCCGGGGCGCAGCCGUACCACGGAGAGAAGGGCAUCUCCGUGCCGGACCACGGCUUCUGCCAGCCCAUCUCCAUCCCGCUGUGCACGGACAUCGCCUACAACCAGACCAUCCUGCCCAACCUGCUGGGCCACACGAACCAAGAGGACGCGGGCCUCGAGGUGCACCAGUUCUACCCGUUGGUGAAGGUGCAGUGUUCUCCCGAACUCCGCUUCUUCCUGUGCUCCAUGUAUGCGCCCGUGUGCACCGUGCUCGAUCAGGCCAUCCCGCCGUGUCGUUCUCUGUGCGAGCGCGCCCGCCAGGGCUGCGAGGCGCUCAUGAACAAGUUCGGCUUCCAGUGGCCCGAGCGGCUGCGCUGCGAGAACUUCCCGGUGCACGGCGCGGGCGAGAUCUGCGUGGGCCAGAACACGUCGGACGGCUCCGGGGGCCCAGGUGGCGGCCCCACUGCCUACCCUACUGCGCCCUACCUACCAGACCUGCCCUUCACCGCGCUGCCCCCGGGGGCCUCAGAUGGCAGGGGGCGUCCCGCCUUCCCCUUCUCAUGCCCCCGUCAGCUCAAGGUGCCCCCCUACCUGGGCUACCGCUUCCUGGGUGAGCGCGAUUGCGGCGCCCCGUGCGAACCGGGCCGUGCCAACGGCCUGAUGUACUUUAAGGAGGAGGAGAGGCGCUUCGCCCGCCUCUGGGUGGGCGUGUGGUCGGUGCUGUGCUGCGCCUCGACGCUCUUUACCGUUCUCACCUACCUGGUGGACAUGCGGCGCUUCAGCUACCCAGAGCGGCCCAUCAUCUUCCUGUCGGGCUGCUACUUCAUGGUGGCCGUGGCGCACGUGGCCGGCUUCCUUCUGGAGGACCGCGCCGUGUGCGUGGAGCGCUUCUCGGACGAUGGCUACCGCACGGUGGCGCAGGGCACCAAGAAGGAGGGCUGCACCAUCCUCUUUAUGGUGCUCUACUUCUUCGGCAUGGCCAGCUCCAUCUGGUGGGUCAUUCUGUCUCUCACUUGGUUCCUGGCGGCCGGCAUGAAGUGGGGCCACGAGGCCAUCGAGGCUAACUCUCAGUACUUCCACCUGGCCGCGUGGGCCGUGCCCGCCGUCAAGACCAUCACUAUCCUGGCCAUGGGCCAGGUAGACGGGGACCUGCUCAGCGGGGUGUGCUACGUUGGCCUGUCCAGUGUGGACGCACUGCGGGGCUUCGUGCUGGCGCCUCUGUUCGUCUACCUCUUCAUCGGCACGUCCUUCCUGCUGGCCGGCUUCGUGUCCCUCUUCCGUAUCCGCACCAUCAUGAAACAUGACGGCACCAAGACCGAGAAGCUGGAGAAGCUCAUGGUGCGCAUCGGCGUCUUCAGCGUGCUCUACACAGUGCCCGCCACCAUCGUCUUGGCCUGCUACUUCUACGAGCAGGCCUUCCGCGAGCACUGGGAGCGCACCUGGCUCCUGCAGACGUGCAAGAGCUAUGCCGUGCCCUGCCCUCCCGGCCACUUCCCGCCCAUGAGCCCCGACUUCACCGUCUUCAUGAUCAAGUACCUGAUGACCAUGAUCGUGGGCAUCACCACUGGCUUCUGGAUCUGGUCGGGCAAGACCCUGCAGUCGUGGCGCCGCUUCUACCACAGACUUAGCCACAGCAGCAAGGGGGAGACUGCGGUAUGAGCCCCGGCCCCUCCCCACCUUUCCCACCCCUGCCCUCUUGCAAGAGGAGAGGCACGGUAGGGAAAAGAACUGCUGGGUGGGGGCCUGUUUCUGUAACCUUCUCCCCCUCUACUGAGAAGUGACCUGGAAGUGAGAAGUUCUUUGCAGAUUUGGGGCGAGGGGUGAUUUGGAAAAGGAGACCUGGGUGGAAAGCGGUUUGGAUGAAAAGAUUUCAGGCAAAGACUUGCAGGAAGAUGAUGAUAACGGCGAUGUGAAUCGUGAAAGGUACGGGCCAGUUUGGGCCUAAUAGAAGGUUGAGACCAGCAAAGACUGCUGUGAGUUUCUCCCGGCUCCGGGGCUGAACGGGGACUCUGAGUGAUUCCCCUGCUGCAGGGCGAGUGGCCUGUCCAGACCCCUGUGAGGCCCCGGGAAAGGUACAACCCUGUCUGCGGUGGCUGCUUUGUUGGAAAGAGGGAGGGCCUCCUGCGGUGUCCUUGUCAAGCAGUGGUCAAACCGUAAUCUGUUUUCACUGGGGCCAAACUGGAGCCCAGAUGGGUUAAUUUCCAGGGUCAGACAUUACGGUCUCCUCCCCUGCCCCCUCCCGCCUGUUUUUCCUCCGGUACUCCUUUCAAGUCUUGUAAAAUAAGCAUUUGGAAGUCUUGGGAGGCCUGCCUGCUAGAAUCCUAAUGUGAGGAUGCAAAAGAAAUGAUGAUAACAUUUUGAGAUGAGGCCAAGGAGACGUGGAAACUCGGAUUCUUUUGCAUGAUGGGGUAAAGCUGAGCAGAGAAUCAUGGGAGCUAACCUUUACCCCACCUUUGACACUACCCUCCAAUCUUGCAACACUAUCCUGUUUCUCAGAACAGUUUUUAAAUGCCAAUCAUAGAGGGUACUGUAAAGUGUACAAGUUACUUUAUAUAUGUAAUGUUCACUUGAGUGGAACUGCUUUUUACAUUAAAGUUAAAAUCGAUCUUGUGUUUCUUCAACCUUCAAAACUAUCUCAUCUGUCAGAUUUCUAAAACUCCUACACAGGUUUUGGCAUCUUUUGUGCUGUAUCUUUUAAGUGCAUGUGAAAUUUGUAAAAUAGAGAUAAGUACAGUAUGUAUAUUUUGUAAAUCUCCCAUUUUUGUAAGAAAAUAUAUAUUGUAUUUAUACAUUUUUACUUUGGAUUUUUGUUUUGUUUUGCCUUUAAAGGUCUACAAUGAAGCCCCACUUUAUCACAUGUACAGAUCACAAAUAAAUUUUUUUAAAUACAAAAUGAA
Nomascus leucogenys (northern white-cheeked gibbon) is the source of this 3049-nucleotide messenger RNA. It is a transcript of the gene FZD7, whose product is annotated as frizzled class receptor 7. The record is from RefSeq and is a predicted model, not a curated record. Gene Ontology annotation, biological process: non-canonical Wnt signaling pathway; canonical Wnt signaling pathway. The coding region runs from base 87 to 1811 and encodes 574 amino acids. Gene Ontology annotation, molecular function: Wnt receptor activity; Wnt-protein binding. Gene Ontology annotation, cellular component: plasma membrane. NCBI's taxonomy places the organism in Eukaryota, Metazoa, Chordata, Mammalia, Primates, Hylobatidae. The transcript has 2 exons.